This is a messenger RNA of Cucurbitaria berberidis CBS 394.84, 1977 nucleotides long. RefSeq names its product general substrate transporter. Gene Ontology annotation, biological process: transmembrane transport; carbohydrate transport. The record is from RefSeq and is a predicted model, not a curated record. NCBI's taxonomy places the organism in Eukaryota, Fungi, Ascomycota, Dothideomycetes, Pleosporales, Cucurbitariaceae. The transcript is spliced from 5 exons. Gene Ontology annotation, molecular function: carbohydrate:proton symporter activity. Gene Ontology annotation, cellular component: membrane. The coding region runs from base 215 to 1846 and encodes 543 amino acids.
AACGCCGCUUGACCCUUUCCCCACGGCUCGGGUCGGGCUCGCGGGGGUUCUAGCGCAAUGGCAUGGGAACAAUGCGUGAGCUGUGCAUAUAAAUGUUCAUCACUUCCAGUGGGCUCAUCUCCCCGCAGAGGUCGAUCCCUUCCUCCCUGGAAUUUGCUGUCUGUCGUUUUUGUCUCUGCCAACUCUUAGACACCACCUCAGUUUCUUCAGCACCAUGGCUGACUCCAAAGCUACUGCGGUUGCCGCGGUUGGUCAUGUCGAACCUUCUAUCGAGGCUAAUACCGCUGUUAUUGAUACCUCUGAACGCCUCAAAACCUUUCUUGUCCGCCAGCAUUCAUUGACACGAGUUGAAGCCAUCAAGGAGCAUCGGAAGGCGGUAGCAUGGUGUCUGUACAUGUUUUUCACAUGUAUCAUGUUCGGCUUCGACUCCCUAGCCGGAGGCGUGGUCAUCUCAAUCGCCGAAUUCAGGAAAGACUUUGGCAAACCUUUCGGAGGACAAUAUGUCAUUGACGCAAACUGGCAACUCGGUUUCCAGGCUGCCACGCUCGGCGGUAUCAUCUUCGGUGGUCUUCUCACCGGCUUCGGUGUCAACAAAUUCGGUCGCCAGUUUUGCAUCCUAAUCGCGUAUAUCCUGAAUACUGGCGGUAUCUUCCUGCAAGUUUUUGCUACGACCCCAGCGCAUUUCUUUGGCGGCAAGAUCCUGACGGGUCUUCCACUUGGAUGCUUCAGCACUGUCGCUCCUACAUACGCAUCUGAGAUGGCGCCACUGUCAAUUCGCGGAGCCAUCACCGCUGGAAUGAAUUUUGCCAUUGUGCUGGGCCAGCUGAUCGGUUACGGCGUGUUGCGAGAGGCGAAUAAAUAUACAGGAAAGGCUUCCUACAGAGUCCUAUUCGCGACGCAGUGGGGCUAUGUCGCUGUUGGCCUGGCGAUCUUGCCUUUCUUCCCAGAAUCACCAUACUGGCUCGUCGCCAAAGGCCGCCACGAGAAAGCACGCCACAACCUUGCCAAAGUGCACGACGCUGGCUACGACAUCGACGGCCACAUGGCCGAAAUUCACGACUCGCUUGCACGGCAAAAUGCCGACAACGAAUCUCAAGGCUCCAUCGCAGAAUGCUUCACGAGAAAGCACAUCAUACGUACCCUUGUCGCCACGUCCAUGUUCUUCAUCCAGAAUGCGUCGGGAAAUUCCUGGGUCAUUGGAUACAUGUCAUACUUCAUGCAGCUUGGCGGCAUGAGCGUGUCCAAGUCUUUCGACACAACCGUCGGCAUGUCAGGCUUGAUGGUCGUCGGUAACAUGUUUGGAUGGCUGCUCGUGGAGAAGUUUGGGCGCAGGACCACGGCGCUGUACGGCACGGGGGUGCUAUGUGUGACUUUAUUCGUCAUCGGCAUCAUUGCAAGUGUGAAGAACGCAAAAGGCGCGAUCUGGGGACAGGUGGCGUUUAUGGGAAUCUGGGCUUUCGUUUACCAAGCUACCGUCGGCUCCUCGGCUUGGCCGAUUAGUGCGGAGAACCCGUCUUCUCGCCUCCGCGCCCCAACACAGGCGCUUGGCACCAUGAUGAAUGGGCUUUCGUCUUGCAUUUGGUCCUUCUCACUUCCUUACGCUAUCAACCCUGACAAAGGCAACCUGGGCGGCAAAGUUGCGUUUAUUUUCGGAGCCACGCUCGUCCUGUGCUUUGUCUUUGUGUUCUUCUUCAUCCCAGAAACCAAGGACAGGACUUUCAUCGAGAUCGAUGAGCUAUACGGACGAGGCGUGCCCGCUUGGAAGUGGAAGCAGACGCAGAUUGUGACGGUAGCGGAGGAGAAAACGGAAGAGGCAAUUGGAGGGAAAAGCGAAGUGGCUCAUUGAGAAACGAAUGGAGAGAUAAUGUUGGGAACCGACGGCUUGUUUAAUGUGUUGGUUGACGUAGUGGUCAAAUCAAACAGUGUAUAUAAUUAAAUUUUUUAAUCUUGUGGAAGCUUCACUAUCUUAUACUGCCU